Fonsecaea erecta is the source of this 1155-nucleotide messenger RNA. RefSeq lists its product as hypothetical. The transcript has a single exon. Bases 1 to 1155 code for a protein of 384 amino acids. Lineage: Eukaryota; Fungi; Ascomycota; Eurotiomycetes; Chaetothyriales; Herpotrichiellaceae. The record is from RefSeq and is a predicted model, not a curated record.
AUGGCCCCUCGAGCCACGCGAAGUGCCACAGCAGCCGCCGCUCGAGAUAACACCGCGAAGCACAAGUCCCAGGCACAAGAAUUCAACCCACAAUCUGAGCGUCAGGAAGACAGCGACGGCGAUGGAGUUUCCAAGGGGACUGCAAAACCGGCGACCAUAGAGACCAAAAAGAAACCCAGCACCACUCUCCUCCCUCCAAGCCUCAAUCUGGGCUCCACGACCAUCAAAUUCACCGCCUUCACCGUCUCCAGCAGCACCGGCCAUGCCAAGUCAGGAAAAAAGUCGAGCAACAAGGAAACCCCAUGUCUCCGGAGCCACCAGGCCCCGCAUCCCACGUCGCUCAUCUUCACCCAUGGCGCGGGGGGCGACCUCUCGGCCGCGGCCGUGGUGAAUUUCGCGCAGGGGUUCGCGUCGACGGGCUCGGCGGUCGUCAUGUUCCAGGGCAGCAUGAAUCUCACGGGCCGGGCAGGACUGUUUGGGCUGGUCAAAGAGUACGAAAUGGAGCACGGAUCGCUCGCCAGCGCCCACGACGAGAGCACCGCGGCAGGAAAGAAGAGAAAGAUCGAGGCGCAGAGUAGUACCUCGGUGGCGUUCGGUGGACGGAGCAUGGGCGCACGCGCGGCCACGAUCGCAUCGCACAACGACAACCAGGUCAAAACCCUGGUGCUCGCGUCAUAUCCCCUCGUGGGACCGGGCGGGGACGUCCGGGACAAGAUCCUGCUGGAUAUCGCCGAAGACGUGGACGUGCUCUUCAUCGCCGGGGACAAGGAUAGCAUGUGUCCACUCGAGCGGCUCCAGGACGUCCGUGCGAAGAUGAAGGCCAGGACGUGGCGCGUGGUUGUCCAGGGCGCGGAUCACGGGCUGAACAUCCGCGGGGGAAGGAAGCUCAAGGACGGCACGGAACGGCUGGGCAAGGAGUGCGGUCGCGUGGCGGCCGCGUGGUUGCGCGAGAGGAAGGAUCCGGAGAAGCGAGAGAUGACGCUGCGCUGGGACGGGGAGACGGGGAGAGUCCUUGACGGGGUAUGGGUCGGUUCAGAGACUGCAACGAAUGGUAAGGAGGAGGAGGAGGAGGAGGCUGAUGACGAUGCCGGGAGCGAAGAAGAGGGUGGUGAGGCUGAGCGAGUCAGAGGGAAAAGGAAGAGGACGAAGAAAUGA